This is a messenger RNA of Thunnus maccoyii (southern bluefin tuna), 2356 nucleotides long. RefSeq lists its product as uncharacterized. Lineage: Eukaryota; Metazoa; Chordata; Actinopteri; Scombriformes; Scombridae. The record is from RefSeq and is a predicted model, not a curated record. The transcript is spliced from 7 exons. Bases 955 to 1944 code for a protein of 329 amino acids.
UUGUAUUUGCAACUUUACAAUGAUUAGGACAUGGACCGCUACUCUUCAUCUGAAUCUGUUGAUUCUCCACAGUCCCUCCUCUCAUUAUUGCUACUACUCUCAUCUGAACAGUCAUGAAGUGUGAACUGCUGGGGUAAAUUGGGAAGGAUGUGAUGCACUGGUCAGCACUUCCCAUUCACGAGUUCCCUGCCAUGACCAAUGGGAGAGGGAUGCUCGAGCAGAUUGUAAUGGAGCUGGCAAGAUGCAAUAUAGUUUGUCCUUACUACAUGAAGAUCCAACGAGUAAUCGUCAGGUGGCAGACGCAUUGUACAAUUCUUCCUCAGUUUGUGCCACUUGGAAGCUCUGGCCUGCCCGCAGGUAACAUCUACACUCUCAGCAUAGACGAUGGAGAGGACAAAUGCUUUCAUAUCAGCUCUGACUCCGUCUUCUAACUCCAGAUUCUCCCCCACUCAUCCCAGGACCUCUCUUGCCUCAGGAUCAGUCAUCGCCUUCUGCAACACCCUCUUCUUCUCAUGCCCAUAGAUCCCUGAGGAAACAGGUGUCUGCAGACAGUGAAGUGUGACUGCACACAAGGUGCUUGUGUUGACGGUUGUGUUGGAUGGAGGCUGGAAGUAUAAAGUGUUUGUGUGAGCUGUUCAAGGGGCUCCUCUUGCUGCAGAGCUCGGGGAGCCCAUAUGCAUACACCUUAGUGAUUUAUUAAAAGACAGUUGGACUGCAGGAAAAAUACUGUGUCUUUGGUAUUUAAUUACCGUAGUCACCUAACUAGACAGGCUGACUUUUCAGCUGCAAGACACACCUUUUAAACAAAUGAGUAUCCAUGUGUGGGUGUGUUUCUUAAAGCGGAAGAGGUACACAGCUUUAUAAAGUGAUGUACUGUAAAAGCUGUUUAUAUUUCCCUGCCCACCCUGCCAUCACAAUCAGGAGAGCCAGUUAUGAGUCCUCAUUGAUUGGGUCAUGGCACAUUUGAUCUAUCUACCACUGCUGCUGGCAACAAUCCAGCUGCCCUUGGUUUCAGGAACAGGAGAUCAAUGGCCACUAGGAGGAGUCAAUUCCACUCUCAGCAAGGAGUGCGGGGAGGGCCCUGAUAAAUGGAUUGCUACACUCCAUUGCAGAGCUGGCAGGUGGAUUUUCCAAUUUAAAUGUUGCGAGCCCUUGAAAAAAAGCGUGAAAGUCAUGGUCCUGCCCCAGGGAAAGCAAGUGCCAAACAACUGGAACAAAACAGGUUUUGAGAAAAACCUCCUCUAUGAAUCCAACACUUUUGAUAUAAAUCUAAGGGACGUAAAAGGGUGUGUAAAGCCAUGUCACAGUGAUUCUGAAGUUUGCCUAGGUGGACCAGAACAGGGAGAAUCUGCAAAACACUGUUGCAAACAUUUCAAUGCCAAGGACGAGUGUAUCAACCUUCAUGGAGGCACAAUACAUUUCUCUGUGCCAUCAAUACAUAAUAGGACAGUGAACAUACAAUUUAAAAGAAACAAUACAGAAAUAAACACUACUCAACACUCUAUCACCUGUAAGUCUACUGAUGGCAACAGUACAGGUCUCCGAUUCUACGAGAGCGCUAAAACCUGGAUUGGUGCCCUGAAGCACUGCCAUGGACAGAAUUCCUCCCUGGUUCAGAUAACCAACGAGACAGUGCAGGAGGAUGUUAAGUUGCUCCUGGAAGAGAACUGUGGAAACAUAAACCUGCAGAGAGGGGUGUGGAUCGGCCUGGAGAGAUCCAUCUUUGGCUGCAAUGUCCCCUGGAUGUGGACCUCAGGUACAGAAGUUGAAAACGGUGAGUGGAAUAGCAGCUUCCCCAUCGACCCUGUUAACAACCACUGUGGGAAGAUCAUCUGGGUCAAUGAGUCAAUCACCUACAAGUGGCAGGAUGCCCACUGCUUUGAUGAAUUGCCUUUCAUCUGCCAAGGUAAGCUGUUGUUUUGUUCAAGUCCAAAUCUGGCAUGAGAUUGUUAUUUUUUUAAUGUCCAGGUUUGAAUUAAAGGCCUUGACAUGAUGAUGUGACUACUGGGACCAAAGUAUAUCACUUGACAGUUUACAUGGUUUCUAAGUGACAGCAGAAAUGUACUUUUAACUGUAUGUUCUGUCUCUUUUAUCUUGGCAGUUACAACAUAAAGACUGUAUACUGGAGGACUGCUAACUACAAGAGUCAUAUUCAAAUUCUUCCUCCUCUUCUCCAUCUUCUCCCUUUGACAUUGAUUAUAUUUGAAUAGACCUAAGAUUUUUGCAUACUGUUUUUAUACUCAGCAUACCCUUUCUAAUAACUUUUUUCUCUGUAAUAUGUAGGUACUGUGAGUAAUGUAACGUAAGCAUUUGUUUAUUAUCAUUCAUCCAAUAAAAACUAUAUCGAUUUGAUCAA